Scylla paramamosain (green mud crab) is the source of this 7333-nucleotide messenger RNA. It is a transcript of the gene dlt, whose product is annotated as codanin-1-like. Gene Ontology annotation, biological process: chromatin organization. Gene Ontology annotation, cellular component: nucleus. The coding region runs from base 21 to 4484 and encodes 1487 amino acids. The record is from RefSeq and is a predicted model, not a curated record. Lineage: Eukaryota; Metazoa; Arthropoda; Malacostraca; Decapoda; Portunidae. The transcript has 19 exons.
UGAAAAUAAAGGAUUGAAAGAUGGCGGCGCUCAUAGAACAGCUAGUGCAGGGUGAUUUGAGGCCCGAUGACUUGCUUCGGUGGCUGGACGGGGUUUCAACAGAUACCAUACCACAGGAGCUGCUUCCCUUCAGGGUGGAGUUUGUGCCGGUGUUCCUGAAUUACCUGCGGGAACAGUCCAGCAGUGUGUUGCAGAGCAGCUCAGAGGUCACCCCCAGCAAGGUGCCCAGCUCUGUGCGAGUCACCAAGUAUGUCUCCCCACGCAAGGCCCCAGCCAGCAGAGGCAACCAGCGCCGCCGUCAGCACUGCUCCUCCCGGGCCAAGAGUCUCAUGUUUGCAGAAUCCUCCAGUAAGCAGGAGGCCACAAGUUCGUCAGAUGAGAGCAAAGUCCCUGCCGUGGAGCAGCUCCUGCGGGAAUCCAGCCUGCCAGGAGACAGCUGGGGUGGCGCUGGGCCCAGAGUGUCCCUGCGUGAGAAGACCCACCGCAGCAAGCGACACAGCUUGGAGGGCGCCGACCACCGGGGAAAGCACAGUGAGCAGAGGCUGGUCCUGGGGGACUUCAUCACUUCAGGGGUGAAGCAAAGCAAGAAGAAGGGUUCCCACCUGCAGGGCAUCACCAGUCCCCCGGCAGACAGCAGGGCCGGGGGCAACAGCUGGUCCCUCCGCCGGCAGGAGUCCCCUCAGGUUCUAGACUUGAGUGACCAGGAGGCCUUCCCUGUUGUGGGCGCCACACCAUCGCCACAGGACCGGCAGUCCAAGCGCAGGAUAAACCCCACCCGCAUCCUGUCGCCUCCCAGCAGCGGCACCAGCACGCAGCACCACAGCAAAGUGAAGUUGUUCGGGGAGGGCAGCAAGGCAGUGUUUGGGGUGCCAUACUGCCAGUCCCCCUGCUCCCCAUUCCUUGCCGGUGAGGGGGCAGGCAGCAGCAGCCUGGAGGAAGAGCGGGAGCUGCUGCGGCUGGAGAGGCUCAAGAGGCAGGGUGGAGGUGGUGUGAAUGGAGGGAAGCCAGAAAAACUUGUGGCCCAGGAGUCUCCACCUAACCAAGUGGUACAAAAGCCUGCAGAGAGGACAGCAGACCACUUCAAAGCCUUACCAGACCUAGUCACAAACCACAGCUGCCUUGAUGCACUGGCUGAAGUAUACGCCAACUUGAUAUUACACAGCUUCGCCCCAAACCUCAUGGUGGAGCUGUACUACACCCUGCAGCUCCUCACAGUGCCAGUGACAGAAGAGGCUGAGGAGAGCAGCAGCAGCCUCCUUGGCACGGCUCACAAUUGUGUGUAUUUUGCCACUGGCGUGCUUCUCAGGGUGGCCAGCCUGCUCAAGCUGCUGGACAGAGGAGCACUGAAGCUUCUGUCUGAGAACCCACGUGUGGCAGCCUUCUCAGAGGAGCUACACAGGCUACUGCUGGAGCACCUGGAGAGGCCGCCCCCCGCCCCCUUCCUCACCCAGGCACCCAAGUCACCCAUCGGUGGUGUCUCCUUCCAGUCCGACACAGACAACCGUAACAACUUCCCCAGUGACCAGGCCUUCCAUCUCUUCAGGAAGCAGCGGGACUCCUUCUAUGAGAUGCUGCGUGUGUGGGAGGAGGGCCACCUCACCCCUGGCUGGAGCUUCAGCCACACCCUGGCCUCCCGCAUCCACUACCUGCUGCAGAUCAGCCCAAGCCCCACCAACCUGGUCCACUUUGCCCGCCUCUUCCAGUCCCAGCUGCUGGCAAUGUGUCGGGGUGAUGACGACCAGUGCCACCCCAACCAGGACCAGGAAGUCCUUGGGGUGCUGACGGUGCUGAGGAGGCAACACCCUGAGAAGUACAAGCGCCUGUAUGAGCGGCUGGUGACGCCGGCACAGCUGGGGGGACCCUGCCCAGCACCCUCCUUCUCCGGCUCUCAAGAGUUCUUCAAGGAUUUCAUCAUUACAGCCGCCAGCUUCACCUUCAACCAGCACCUGAAGGACGUCCUGGUCAGCCAGAUUCUCAUGCUGAGCGAGCAGCAGUUCCUCACCAUGGAGCAGGAGGAGGGCGAUCCCGUAGACAACAUGGUGAGGGAGGAAGCACGCUCGGUGGUGCUCAACCUGCGUCUCCUGGCCAAGUUCCUGGGUUUCCUGGAGUUCCUGCCAUACCAGACCAGUGAACACCUGCAGGAGAAUGUGUUGGCCAGCCAGAUAGCGCUCAGGAGUAAGGUGUGUCCGCCUGUCAGCCUGUGUGGUGCGCUGCGGAGGUGUGCAGCAGCGGGCCAGCUGGUGGUGGGGGUGACGUGGGUGGUGGAGCUGCUCAGCAUGGUGGACCCAGUGGCUCUGCACACCUACCACUACCUGACGGUGGUGAUGGCACUCAGGGAGGUGCUCAGGCUGCUGCAUGUGGCCCGCAGGCCUGAAGGAGGGACAGGGUGUUCUUCAUGUGGGAGAGCCUGUGCAGGGAAGACCUUUGCCCCAUCCAACAGCCUCCUUCUCAAGCUGCUCCUUGGCUGGCUCUUUGACCUGCCCAACUUCCCAGACGGCCUCUUCUUUGUGGAGGUCUCGGAGGCGGACAUUGACCACCAGGAAUACAGUCUUACCCUUUCCACGCUGAACACUCACUACUCCCGCCUGUGUGCUGCAUGCCUCAGCCUGAUGUUGCACACAGUCCCCAGUAAACCUGAAAAGGAGAUCCCACAGCUGUCACAGGAUGCCAUGUCUGUAGGGGAGAUGUCACCCACCAAGAACUGUAACCCUCACCCUCAGGCCCUGGAAGACACCCAGACCUGCACGCCCUCAAAGCACGUCUUGCAAGGUGCAGCCUUCUCCCCGCUUAAGACUCCCUCCAAGGCGCUGGUGAUGAGCAUGGUGGAGACGCCCCAGGUGACUCCCCUCAAGGGCUCUGAUACCCAGGUGGCCACGGAGACAACUCAUACACUGGACGAGGCGCUGUUUGUGGACCACCAGAUGAUCACGCUGUGUUGCCCCUUCGUGAGUGAGCUGAAGAACCUCCUGAGUGACUCUCUGCUGGGGGUGGCCGGCAGCAAUAAGGGAGCCAGUACCUUCCGAAAGAUUACCCCACACUCUGCCUCCGACAAGUCUGUUCACUCCCACCUACAGCUGCAGAUGCAGCUGGAGGACAACUUCUUCCACAACCAGCCCACGUCAGUGCGCAAGACAACGGACUUUGUGGUGGAGCGCGUGUCCUCCAACGUGAUCAAGACGUUGCGGUGCCAGGUGCUCCCCUCACUCAGGGAGGCUGCCAUGGAGAAGCUGAAGGCAGUGAUAGCAGAGCAGUUCCAGAGCACUCCUCAGGGUGGGGAGCGGGUGCGGGACUUGGUGCGGCAGCAAGUGGUGGAGGUGGGGCGGGAGGUGUCUGAGGAGGCCCGCGCCCGCUGUGCCCAGAUCACCCACCAGCACUGCAACGGGGAGGUGGAGCCAGCCCUUGCCCUGCUGCUGCCGCCCGACAUCUCCCCUCAGGGUGUGGAGGUGUGCAGGAAGCUGGUGAGUCGCUGCAGCCGGGAGAAGGUGGCGGCCUGGGUGCAGUCACACCUCACCCCCACACUCUUCUGCAAGGACCUCACUGCUGAUGCUGACCGCCUCAUCCGCCAGGCACAGAAGGCAGCCGACCUGCAGGCGGCAGCACAGCAGACGUCAAGCACCGAUGUGACACCCUCAAACUCGGAGUGUGUGGAGGUGUGCCCUGGUGUGGUGGUGAUGGACGUCUCCACCCCCAGCCACAGCCGCACCCCACAGUCACCCUUGGACCACUCCUUCAGCUCUCCAGUACAUCAGCCAAGGCAGCUUCAGCUUCUGUCUAAGAAAGCCACCACUCCUCCCGAGGGCCUGCCCCUCAAGGCCAAGGAGCACCUGCCUGAGGCUCCUGCUCCCUCCAUGGUCCUCAACACCAUCAAGAGCAUCCUGCGGGAGGUGACGUCCAGCCCUGGAUCUGACUUGUCCGGCCUGGUAACACGGGAGCUGCUGCUGGCCAUCACCGGGGACGUGAGGAGGAGCCUCUCACAGCGGCAGGAUGUGCUGCUGACGGCACAUCGCGCCCUAGAGACCCUCACUGUGGACCUGCUGGUGGUCAUGGCUGUGUGUGUGCCACCACUCAUAACAUCUGAGAUACAGGAGGAAUUUGUGUCCCUGUGGCGGCCUGUGGCUCUGGGGGGAGUGCUGCCUAGCCCCGCCUGCCUGGGUUCCAUCCUCUGCCCCCGCACGGUGAUGCUUGUGGCGCAGAACCCCAAUGUGGCUCACCAGAAACUCUCCUGGAAGAAGAUAGAGGAGCUGAUCUGUCUCCUCUUGACGACUGAGCUGCUCACGCCAGCCACCCUCCUGGACCACUCUGUUGCUCUCCUCAGGCACUCCUGGCCCCAGGAGAUCCUGUCGGGCAUCUCUGUCUGCAUUGAGGGAGUGACCCGCACCGCCCUCAAGCAGAAGGAGUUCCAGGAUGACUCAACCCUGAUGCAAAUGCUGGACUGGGUGGGCUGGGUGUGUGAGCAGAUGGAUGAUCUUGGGGAGGACUUCUAGCUUCCAAGACAAACUUCUGGGGACCUGGGGGAGGACUUCUAGCUUCAGAGACAAACUUCUGGGGACCUGGGGGAGGACUUCUAGCUUCAGAGACAAACUUCUGGGGACCUGGGGGAGGACUUCUAGCUUCAGAGACAAACUUCUGGGGACCUGGGGGAGGACUUCUAGCUUCAGAGACAAACUUCUGGGGACCUGCAGGAGGACUUCUAGCUUCUGAGACAAACUUCUAGGGAUCUGGGGGAGGACUUUUAGGUUCUGAGACAAACUUCUGAGGACCUGGGGGAGGACUUCUAGUUUCUGAGACAAACUUCUGGGGACCUGGGGGAGAACUUUUAGCUUCUGAGAUAAACUUCUGGGUUAGGACAUAAACAUAGUUUCUGCGGUGAACUUCUGGGGACCACUUGGGAAGCUGGGGAAAGCAGAGGUAAAUCAGGGAUGGCAUUACUUACAUGGAGGCAGAUUGAAGUGUUGAGGUAUUGAUGGAAAGAAGAUAUGAUUGGUGUGUCUUUGCCCUUAGUGAGGUAUGAUAGAAGUGGGUUACAGAUCAGGUGAUAGUCUCUAAUAUUCUGUGAUGUCUAUGUGAUUGAGUACAGUUUAUUUUUCUAUACUUUUUCAUCUUUCUGGACCACUUGUUAGUCUUCUACUGCCUUAUGCUUAUACAGUAUUGCCUAGUGUUUCCCCAGGUACCGCAUUGAUUUGUAUGCAGCAGUAGUGGCCUGGUACUUGUGUUGCUGGAAGGGCGUGGGUAGUUCUGUGUGGGACGAAGGCAAUGGCAGCGAGUUGAGUUAAUCAAAUAUCCUUGUAAUGUAAGAGGUAGCGUGACCAAAUGUGAAAUGGUGUAAUCUUGUACUCUUGUGUAUCUUGUGCUCUUGUGUCAGGUUCCAUUGGCUUGCAGCUUUUCUUACAAGUUGUGAAUUAUUUAAGAGUCAGAGGAAUAGACAUAGUGGCUGUUGUUCCUUAUAUUGUUUUCUUGUUAUUAUUUAUUGUUACUGAAGCUCUGCCCUGAUCACAAAUGUCUUAAUCAUUUCUUAUGCUUGUUUUAUUAUUAUUAUUAUUAUUAUUAUUAUUAUUAUUAUUAUUAUUAUUAUUAUUAUUAUUAUUAUUAUUAUUAUUAUUAUCAUUAUUAUUAUUGAUGCUCUGACCACUUGUGUCUUAACUAAUCUGUAAAGUGUUUGUUACUGUGUAUUUUUUUACACUGACCAGAUAUUAUAAUGUGUAGUAUUAUAUAAGUAUAUAAAUUAAUAUAAAUAGUCAUUGUCUGUGUCAUUGUACAAGUAGAAACUUUGUCUCAGUUUGGAGAGUGAUGUAAGAGAGGAAACUGAGAAUGAGAGAGAGGGGGAGAAACAGUUUAUGAGGAUGCUAGACUGUAGGAGGAUGAAUGUAAUUUUGAAUGGGAAGUUAUUUGAGGAGACUGACUGUUUGAAGUACUUAGGGUUGCACAUUGGUGUAUCUUGUGAGUGCAUGAAUGGAGACGUGGCCUCCAGGGCUUCCAUGGGAGGUUCUGCAUCAUGCGUGGCCAGUGGAUUAGGUCAUGUGGGGACAGGACGACUGUAUUAUGAUGCUGUCACUCACUGCUGUGGGGAUUACUGGAUAUGUUGCACAACUGACCCUCACAUUGUGACGUGGCGAGGGUCAGUCCUUUCUUCCUUUGAGGCCCAGAGGCUGAGGUGUGAGGGAAUGCCUGUGAAUGUUAAUGUAUGUAGAUGCCUUGCCUCCACUGCCUUAACUUUGAGGGCAGGAUGUUGGCCUGGUAUAGAUAUCAGUCAUGCUUUAGAAUGCAGUUUAUAUAUAAAUCAGUGGUUUGGGUUACUCUGUGUUCUGUUAGUCAUGAGAAAACCAGAUAAGCUAUGUGUAGUUGUAAGUAAGAUGAGGGUCAGGGUGGAGACUCUUUAGCCUUCUGUUUACUUGAUGCAGGAUGGACCCUGCACCCGUGGCUCUUCGUACAUGAGGGAGCAUAUUAAGAUGCCAGGGAAUAACUUUACCUGAGAAGGUUUUGUUUGUCAGCCUGUGUGAUGAGGCUUAAGUAGUGACAGCUCAAAUCACUUGUAUACAUUGAAGGGAUCUUAGGGAUUAAAUCUUGUUGAAAACAAGCACGCCAAUAUUACCAGGAAGUAUUGAAAUAAUACAAAGCUUUAAGUUGCUUGUGCAUUUAGACUACGGCAGUCAUUCACUUAGGGGAUGUGGUGUGAUGCGAGGGUCACUGGAACUCAGUACUUAGACACCUGAACUGUUACUCGUGUAGAAGAAUAAGCUGUUUGAAAUUGACCUGUCAUUCACUGUCUGUGUCUGGGAUGUCAUUAGAUACUAACUUACUUGUAUAGGAGAUACAUGAACAAAACAAAAAAGUUACAAAGGUAAUGGAUGUUAUUUUAAUUGUUUUCACUGGAAUGACCCUUGAUGUGCCCGGUGGUGACAGGGAUGUCACCAGGUGCAGGGGUCCUGGAUCCAGGGCUGAGUGGUGAGUGAUUGGCUCUGCUGCACUGUGUGACUGGGUCUUCUUCCUUUGUGAGUCUGGAGAGCCAAAGCUGAGAGAGUGGACCUGAGGGUGUCGUUUGGGGGACUGACAUGUGUUGGUCAGUGUGUGCAGGACGACAGGUUUAGUGACGGGGUGCUGUGUGGAGGAUGGAGCAAGGCUGGCGGAAACCUUGUGGCCUUGCUGAGUGUGGGCUUUGUGUGAAUGUGUGUGUGUGUGUGUGUGUGUGUGUGUGUGUGUGUGUAUGUGUGUGUGAGUGCAGAGUGGUGGAGGGAUUCAUUCCAGUCAGUAUUCUCAAUGUAGUCAUAUCAUGUUCCAAAUGGUUUUAUUUAUUGAUUGAUUAUAUACAUUUUAUGUAAAUUAUGCAAUGCUGCAA